CGGCCGUCCCGCAGCAUGGGCGGCCGCAGCCCCGCCGCCGCCGCCGGGCCCCGCGGGGCCGCUGUCCCGGUGCUGCUGCUGCUGCUGGGGCGCGUCGCCCUCUGCUCCGUGGUGGAGGAGAAGAAAGUUUGUCAAGGGACAAAUAACAAGCUGACGCAGCUGGGGCAUGUGGAAGACCAUUUCACCAGCCUGCAGAGGAUGUAUAACAACUGCGAGGUGGUACUGAGCAACCUAGAGAUUACAUAUGUGGAGCACAAUCGUGAUCUCUCUUUCCUGAAGACCAUACAGGAGGUUGCGGGCUAUGUGCUCAUUGCACUUAACAUGGUGGAUGUAAUUCCCCUAGAAAAUCUUCAGAUCAUCCGAGGCAAUGUGCUUUAUGACAACUCUUAUGCUCUGGCAGUUUUAUCCAACUACCACAUGAAUAAAACCCAAGGACUCCGAGAACUGCCAAUGAGACAGCUAUCAGAAAUUCUCAAUGGAGGUGUUAAAAUCAGCAACAACCCAAAAUUAUGCAACAUGGACACUGUCCUGUGGAAUGACAUCAUUGAUAUAAACAAAAAUCCUCUCUCAGUGCUUGAUUUUGCAAGGAACCUGUCUUCUUGUCCAAAAUGUCAUCCAAACUGUACCGAGAAGCACUGCUGGGGCCCCGGUGAAGACAACUGCCAGACAUUAACAAAAGUCAUCUGUGCCCAGCAGUGUUCUGGCCGGUGCAGGGGAAAGGUGCCCAGUGACUGCUGUCACAACCAGUGUGCUGCUGGGUGUACGGGACCUCGGGAAAGCGACUGUCUGGCAUGUCGCAAGUUUCGGGAUGAUGCCACCUGCAAGGACACGUGUCCCCCAUUAGUCCUGUAUAACCCCACCACCUAUCAGAUGGAUGUCAACCCUGAAGGAAAAUACAGCUUUGGAGCCACGUGCGUGAGGGAAUGUCCUCACAACUAUGUGGUGACAGACCAUGGCUCCUGUGUUCGCUCAUGUAAUACUGAUACUUAUGAAGUUGAAGAAAAUGGUGUUCGGAAGUGCAAAAAAUGUGACGGGCUCUGCAGCAAAGUGUGCAAUGGCAUUGGAAUUGGUGAGCUUAAAGGGAUUCUCUCCAUAAAUGCCACAAACAUCGACUCUUUCAAAAACUGUACUAAGAUCAAUGGGGAUGUCAGCAUUCUCCCAGUCGCAUUUCUAGGUGAUGCCUUCACAAAGACGCUGCCUCUCGACCCUAAGAAACUGGAUGUCUUCAAAACAGUCAAAGAAAUAUCAGGAUUUUUGUUGAUUCAGGCCUGGCCCAAUAAUGCUACUGAUCUCUAUGCUUUUGAAAAUCUGGAGAUUAUACGAGGCAGAACCAAGCAACAUGGCCAGUAUUCCCUUGCAGUUGUUAAUUUGAAUAUACAGUCCUUAGGGCUGCGCUCCCUUAAGGAAAUCAGUGAUGGCGAUGUUGCCAUUAUGAAGAACAAGGACCUCUGCUAUGCGGACACGAUGGACUGGCGUAGUCUGUUUGCAACUCAAAGUCAGAAAACAAAAAUUAUACAGAACAGAAAUAAAAAUGACUGUGCUGCUGCUAAGCAUGUUUGUGACCCCUUGUGCUCGGAUAUAGGCUGCUGGGGCCCAGGGCCCUUCCACUGCUUCUCCUGCAAGUUUUUUGGCCGCCAGAAGGAGUGUGUGAAAGAGUGCAACAUCCUGCAAGGGGAGCCCCGGGAGUUCGAAAAGGACUCGAAGUGCCUCCCGUGUCACCCAGAGUGCCUGGUGCAAAACUCCACCCUCUACAACGCCACCUGCACUGGACCCGGCCCAGACAAUUGCAUGAAAUGUGCCCAUUUCAUAGAUGGUCCUCACUGCGUGAAAACCUGCCCCGCGGGGGUGCUGGGGGAAAACGACACCCUUGUCUGGAAAUACGCGGACGGAAACUCUGUUUGCCAGCUCUGCCAUCCAAACUGUACCCGCGGGUGCAAAGGGCCAGGUCUUGAGGGCUGUCCAAAUGGCUCCAAAAUCCCAUCUAUCGCAGCUGGUGUUGUUGGAGGUCUCCUGUGCCUGGUCGUGGUUGGCUUGGGCAUAGGCCUGUACUUGCGGCGGCGGCACAUCGUGAGAAAGCGGACCCUGCGUAGGCUGCUGCAGGAGAGAGAGCUUGUCGAACCUCUGACACCCAGCGGGGAGGCACCAAACCAGGCUCAUCUGAGAAUUUUAAAGGAAACAGAAUUUAAAAAGGUCAAAGUUUUAGGUUCUGGAGCUUUUGGCACUGUUUACAAGGGACUUUGGAUCCCAGAAGGGGAGAAGGUUAAGAUUCCUGUUGCUAUUAAAGAGUUGAGAGAGGCUACAUCGCCCAAAGCCAACAAGGAAAUACUUGAUGAAGCUUAUGUGAUGGCUAGUGUUGACAAUCCUCAUGUUUGCCGCUUGCUGGGGAUCUGCCUCACUUCCACCGUCCAGCUCAUCACGCAGCUGAUGCCGUAUGGCUGCCUCCUCGAUUACAUCCGCGAGCACAAGGACAACAUUGGCUCCCAGUACCUCCUCAACUGGUGUGUGCAGAUCGCAAAGGGAAUGAACUACUUGGAAGAACGUCGCUUGGUGCACCGUGAUCUUGCGGCCAGGAACGUCCUUGUUAAAACUCCUCAACACGUGAAAAUUACGGACUUUGGACUGGCGAAACUGCUUGGUGCUGAUGAGAAAGAGUAUCAUGCGGAGGGAGGCAAGGUUCCUAUUAAAUGGAUGGCCUUGGAAUCAAUUUUACACCGGAUCUACACUCAUCAAAGUGAUGUCUGGAGUUACGGUGUGACAGUUUGGGAGCUCAUGACAUUUGGGUCCAAGCCAUAUGAUGGGAUCCCUGCCAGUGAAAUUUCCUCUGUCUUGGAGAAGGGCGAGCGUUUGCCUCAGCCGCCUAUCUGUACCAUCGACGUGUAUAUGAUCAUGGUCAAAUGCUGGAUGAUUGAUGCCGACAGUCGUCCCAAGUUUCGUGAACUGAUAGCAGAGUUCUCCAAAAUGGCCCGUGACCCUCCACGCUAUCUCGUUAUACAGGGAGAUGAAAGGAUGCACUUGCCCAGCCCCACGGAUUCGAAGUUUUAUCGCACCCUGAUGGAAGAGGAAGACAUGGAAGAUAUAGUGGAUGCAGACGAAUAUCUCGUUCCACACCAGGGAUUUUUCAACAGCCCCUCAACAUCCCGGACUCCGCUCUUGAGUUCAUUGAGUGCUACUAGCAACAAUUCUGCCACAACCUGUAUUGACAGAAAUGGGCAGGGACACCCGGUGAGGGAAGACAGCUUUGCCCAGAGGUAUAGUUCAGACCCAACAGGUGCUUUCUUGGAGGACAGCAUAGAUGACAGCUUCCUGCCUGCUCCAGAGUAUGUAAACCAGUUGAUGCCCAAGAAACCAUCUGUGGCAGCGGUCCAGAAUCCGAUCUACAACAACUGCUCUCUCACGGGAAACUCAAAGCUCUCCACGGACUCAGGCUACCAGAAUUCCCACAGCACAGCCAUGGACAACCCCGAGUAUCUCAACACCAACCAGUCUCCUCUGGGCAAAACAUCCUUCGAGGGCUCUCCGUAUUGGAUCCAGGCAGGCAAUCACCAAAUAAACCUGGACAAUCCUGACUAUCAGCAGGACUUCUUGCCGAAGGAAAACAAACCUAAUGGUCUCUUGAAAGUUCCUGCAGCAGAAAACCCGGAGUACUUAAGGGUAGCAGCACCAAAAAGUGAAUACAUUGAAGCCUCAGCAUGACCAUAGAGAAUUUCUUCUUGCAGCAAGGCAAGCCAGACUCAUGGUGAAUCACCUGGCUGCUGCAAGAACAGACUCUGCACAGAGCGAAUGGCAACUGCAGUGCAUCAACAAGCACAUCUUUCCCUUCCAGCAUGCGGGCUGAAAUUGCGAAGAUCAUUUGACAGUAUGAUUUGGGUGUUUUCUUGCCCAUUUCCAUGUAGUAACUUAGGCCCAUACGCUGCACUUGGAUGCAUGUUGGAGUAGAGUGAGAUCUUCCUGUACAGAAGAAAAAGCAGAUGCAUUCCUUUCAUUUUCAAAUGGUAGCAUUGUAAAAGCCAUUCUGUGAUGAACUUGAGAGCUGCACACAUUGUACAGUCAAAUUCCUUUCUACAGUGCAUAUUUUUAUAAAUGUUUCUAACAGAAUUUUUGGAUCUUUUACAAGAUCAGAUGCUUGUACUGCUGGUCUGUUAUGUGGUGCUCAGAUCAUCAACAAGGAAAAAAAUGAUGUUAUUAAAUACUUUUGAGAAGAGUUUUCCAAAAGUCCUGGAACAUAAAUAGUUAUUCCAAACCAUCGGAUUUUUUUACAAAUUAGCUCCGUAUACCACUUCUUGGCAUGAACAGGAAAAAUGUAUCUGGGGAUGUACGGGAGAUUCUGUUCACAGAAGUAUGAAGUGGAUCACUCUGGGGAAAACUGGCACAAGGACUGAAUGGCAGGACACAUCACCUUCUGACCACUAUUGCUAAAAACUGACCGGAGGAACUCAGCUCAAAGCCCUUUAUAAAUGUUUCUAAAGUGCUCACUAGUCUGCUUUCUGAUGGUCACACAUGAGACCUUUUUUUCUGAUCCAUUAUGCAGCUGUAGAGUUGUCAAAAAUGCCUUUUUCUUUUUUUAACAAAACUGUUAAAGAUGUUGCCGUAACUGAAAAAUGAAGUGUCAAAUAACAUUUAACAGACUUUAAUUAAAUGUCAAGGAAAUGCAAAUGGCAAAUUGGAGCACUCAUGAGACAGACAGGCUGAAAGAACUACAUUAAAUUAAACUUGACUAGGGCAAGAAACACAGGUAGCUCUAUCCAAGCAGUUUUAUUUCCCUUCUUAAAGUAGCUCAGAGCAGGAAUCAUUUUUCUGCAUACGUCUGGCAAAGAAAGGGGCACAACCAUGUUACACUUUUCUGACCUCAAGGCAGUUGCUGCCAAUUGCUGUAUCAUUGUAGGGCAGAGACCAGGGCUGUUUGCCUGACUGUACCUGUCCCACGGGGGUAACCACUUAUCCUGGCAGUGCAGAAGUGCCAGGAGAAUGAAAUAGGGAAAGGAAGAAAAAUCUGGCAUGAUGGAAAAUGUCACUGUCCUCUUCUGAAGCACAGGGCUGCCUACUGCUCCUUUAAAUACCCGGCCUCAUCUCCUGUUAUCGCAGUGCAAUAGGCAGACUAGCCAAGGCAAACAUUUUAGCUUAAUAAUAUAAAUAUACUGCGUUCCGAUGGUGUGUAAAUCAUGGUAGCAGAAGAAGCUGCUGCUUCGAGGGGCCUGUGUUAGGGAACGUGAGGGCCUUUCACCGUUAACAUUUCUUAUGAACAUAGUGGGAGUAAACUGCUUCAAGCGCGAAUUUAGUGAGUAAUUUAGAACCAUCCCACCGCCAGUUUGGCAGUAGUAUUUUAAUCAAAUCAUUAGAUCAGAAAUGAAAGGCACAUUUGGUGAUUUUUGUACUAAGGCCUUUAUCUAGCCAAGUGUUAGGAAUUUGCUUGACAUAGUAUAAGCAGCUGAGCUGCAGAGGAUCUGUAGUAUUUUUUGAGGGGCAAGAAAUUGUCAAUUCUAUGCUGCCAGUAUGUUUUGAAUAUUGCAGUAUGUACUUCAGUUUACAUAUUGCAUCUGGAGUCUAGGAUCAAGCAGAAAAUCCUUAGAAAAAACAUAGUUUUUGCAGAUUUAUUGAGGAUUGAUGGAAAAGAAUAAUCAUGUGAAAUGACCUCUUUAAAAGUAAUGCAGUGUAAAAUGCAUUUAUGGCUUGUGCGUGUGCAGUAGUUCAUCAGCCACACAGCGGUCUGGGUUAGUGCAGUGUAUCUGGUCAAAACCCAGAGGUUGUCCUGUUGUGCUGUUUGGUACAUCCGUGUCACAGUGACCAAGGCCCCAUCACAGCCUUAUGGAGGAUGCAGUGUUCGACUUUGAUUAUUACUGGCUGGUAUUCAAAACAUAAACUAGAAUCUAGUUCCCACGUCCAGUUAACGGCAGAUUUCUCCUUGCAUUCCUCAGAGCAAAUUUGUUGUGCUGCUCUCCUCAGCGUGCAACAUGUACACGCAGGCAGUGCCGCUUCUCUGCCCGCACUGCCCCAGAAAAAAUAUGUAUAAAAUCCAAAAAUAUUUUAACAGAAAUCAUGGGAAUUUUAUCAGUUUGCUAAAUCUGUUACGUCUCCAGGCAAAACACUGGAAAAUUAUAGCAUGCAAUGUUUUCCUACAGAAUCUAACACUAUUAUGCAGAAGAAUUUAUUAAUAUUUUAAUUAUUUGAAUCUGUUAUCUAAAACAAACAAACAAAAAAGAAGUAGCAGUAUGUAUCACCAGCAUUAUGUAGCAUGAAAACUAUUUAAUACAGAAUAAUAUGCUUGCCUUUUUAAAACAAUUUAUGAGGGAUUCAGUAACAACUCUUUAUUAAAACCACGGAGACUCAUUUAAAAACUCAGAAAUGUAAGUCCAAAAAAAUCUUCCUUUUUUGAAUGUACUGUCUGUGUUGCGAAAUAUAGGAGAGAGGAUGCAGAAACCACAAGCUCUUGAUACAAAUGUACAAGACUCCAGAUUUAUGGGCUUAGCAAUACUGUAAAAUAAUUCUCGUAAAUACGCAUCCUCUAAGCUGUGAUUUGCAAACAGGCAGCUCAGUAACGAUUAGAAAGCUAGCAAAAAUAAGAAGUGGGCAGUGCGCUGUAGCCUGUGGGGCACUGCCUCCGGGGCAGAUCCGGUGGCACUGGGAGUGGAGGGACUGCCCAGCGGUACUGCUCUUGCUGGAGGCAUAGGGGCUCUGCUGGCUGGUGCCGACAGGGCUAAGAGACAUUAGCAAGGCACCAGAUUAUUUCCUCUGAUGACAAAAAAUCAAUAUGCAUCUGAAAUGAUCUGGUUUUCCCGCUGUAGCUCACAGACCAUGUAGCAGCAAGGAGCCCACUGCAGCUCAUGGGUGCUCAGAAGGACCAAUGCGGUUACGCAGCGGUUUCAUGGUGCUCAUGGGAUCUUGCUGGCGCGGCGUUGUAUGGAUUUCAGGCUACUCGAAUGGGGCAUGAACCUUGUGUUUUUACUAAGAUGAGCGAAAUAAACAUGCUGCAUCUUGAGAUCUUACAUAAAUCAUCAUCCAAAUAUAACUUGAAAGUUCUGCAGUUGUCUCUCAGGAGCUGUGGGUAUAAAAUGUUGGUUUUUAAAGUACAGCUAAACAGGGAAAUGUAGCAGGCCACAGCCACUUUUAAAAGCUAAAUCUUACCAAUAAAGAAAAUAAAAAUUUUCAUUUUUACUGUAUUUCUCAUGGAAGACAAAAUGACACAACUUGUAAGUUAGAGUGUUUAGCAUGUCUUAGUCAUUGGAGUAGCAGUUAUUAGGGAGCUAUUUUUGUAAUAACAAUUUAAGUGCGACAGACUCAGAGACUUUCAAUAACUGCAAAGUAUGUGGAAAUAAGUCACAGUCUUCAUGCUACCUUGAUGUUUUUCAGUGAUCUGUGUACUUUACUUCAUUUGGGCCUUAGGUUGUUUUGUUUUGCUCUAAAGGGAGUUGUCUUGGGAAAUUUCCUUCGUGUUGCAGUGUAUCUUGUAGAGCAAAUUCAUCGGCGAGCCCAGUGACUUGCUCUUGCUUCCAGCUGACAGGCAGCAAUGUGAUGAGAUUUCUAGUGAGAGUCGUUUGAAAUAGGUGACAUGCAUCAUAGAUUUGGAGUGCCUAAAGGUGAUUUACUGUCCCCUCAUGUCAUAUUAGGCUAGCCACGUGAAGCCUCGACAUUAGAAAAUGCAGUUCUGUGGUUUAUUUGAAAGGAGAGGGCUCUUAUAGGGAGAACACUGCCAGGGGCAGGGGUGCAGCCGUACUCGAUACAGAUGCCAAAUUUGCCAAGGGACAUCAGUGAAGUCAUUGACUUUUACUGCAGAGCAGAGGUGGGAAUAGCUGUACUGUCGCUACGGCUGGCUUGAAGCUAAAUAUGCUGCACUUCUACAGCGACUGCUGUGCAAAGCCCAAUGCGCUCGGGCUUUGCACCACGGGGUGAAUUUUCCCCAUGCCUGAAGGACACAGCUAGGAGUAUUGCAGUGUAGUAGGACCACAGACGGUUUAAGCAGCUCCCAUCAACGGGUGCCUGGGGGGGUCCUCGGUCCGUCUGGAGGUGCUUCAGGGUGUCAGCGAGGAACUUUGCAUUUCCUGACGAGCGCUCAUUUUUCAGCUUCAGAGUUCAACAUCCUCUAUUAGCAUGACUGCUGCCUCUCCAAAUGAGCAGCUGCAGUUACUCUGGCUUUUAUUUCCCCCUGCAUUUCUCUGUGAGAAAACAUUUGAAUCAGGACAAAGUAUGUACUUGUAUCCUCCCUCCUGAUGAAAACAGUAUAUUGAUGAAAUUUCAAACUCUGUGUAUAACUUAGCAAGAAUGCUUUGUAAUGUUUUAGCACCACUAAUCAAAAUUUUUAUAUUGGAAUCCCAUUUUCUAUCUUUGCUUUUGUAAGUUUUAUUUGUUGGUUCUGACAUACAACUUUUUAAAGAGCCUUUUUUAAAAAAUAAAUUAAUAGAAAGAAAGUUCAUACAAAAGGAAAAAAAGACACCUUCAAGUAGCUUUUUAAAUGGGCUGCAUUAGGACCAAAGAUAUAAUGUCUUAUUUUCUUGCUUUAAAGUAAUAUGGUAUUGAUGACCACUUCCACAACAUCCCAUUUACAGGAAAAAGCUAUAGAUCUCUGUUCUUCCUUGGGAUCUGGCCACAGCACCACUAAGCCAGGGGGGCUUGACUUGAGGAUGAGGCCUGUCCAUUGAAAACAACGCCAAAAAUCAGGACCUGGUGUUUCUUCAGGGCCACGUCUGGAGUCUUUACUUUGAUUCAUUCUCUACUCACAGAACACCCGAACAAGGAUAUGGUUAGGAAAAUGAAAAAAAUACAUUAUGUUUGGGCUCAGCAUCAGGAAAAAAUAAAAAGCUGUGAAGAUGAUACAUGAUUAGAUAACUUUUUUAACUGAGGAAGUGUGUAGGCAGGCAGCGAGACUUUAAGAUGAUAACACUUCUGGUUACGUAUUACUUGAAUUACGUGGGGGAGUUGAAAUCACGACACUUUCAUGACUGGCUUUACCUCCCGCCACAUGCUCUGCCUACUUUCGACACUGUGUGUAUUUCCAGAGCAUCUGUAUUACCAUGGCCUUGCGGCCUGAGACCUGCGGCUCAUUUCUGUCGGUAAGUGGUACUGCGUAUGAGUCCUUUAUUUUUUUACAUGGGAAGCUGAAUGCAACAGGGAGAGAAGUGCAGAGAUUUUAGGCUGUGCCUCAGUUAGCAGUCAAGCAAAUCCUCGGUAGCAUCAGAGAAAAGGGUUUCCGGAACAAAGAGAAUGGGGGACCUAGCUGGCAAAAACCGUGUUGCUUCCGAUGCCACUGAGGUCAAUGGCCAAACACGGGCAGCCAAGAUUGAGGCCUGCGUGUUCGCUCUCAUCCUUGUUUGUGUUCAGCUGUGUCACAGAUGAGGCUGUCUAGACGCAAGGCUGCUUGGGCUUUGUGGUCUCUCUGUAGCUCUCUCCUUGAAGUAAUGCGUUUUCCGAUUAAUAAGGUGAAAAAUCAAAAAUCAAAACCAUAGCUGUGGACCUAAUGGCUGGACUUGUGGAGGAUUUUGUCCUGUGUAGCUGAUACGGUACAUUAUUUCCAGUCGCUCUGGAAUUUAUCCCAAUCAGCCUCCCAGUCUCUCAUGAUUUAGCUGAAGAGUGUGGAUUUUCAAACACCAUCAAUGUUAUCCUGGUAUUUGAAGAAAGGGAAUACGUGAAGUAGUUGCCUACGAUGAUAAGGGAUUUGGCUCACAUACCUGGAAGGUUCCUUUCUGACCCUGUGUUCCUAACAUCGCUUCCCUUGAAAUUAAGAGAAAGUUUAAUUUGAUUUCAUCAAGAGUAUAAAAUGAGGCUAAUGUUGAGUGAUUUUGAAAAUCCCUCACAAUAAUCAGAGAUCCUAUGGAUCCACUGCCCAUUUUAGGCUGCUUUGUAUUGAUGCAAUCAACUGAGUAUAAGGAAUAAUGUCUUGGUUUUAAUAAACUAUCAAGCAAUAUAUCCAUAAAUGCAAACAGUACCCUUGCAGCAUUGUACAGUUACUCAACUAUGAAAGCACUAUUUGUACAAUAAGAAACUCUUGACUUUUCUAUGGUUUAAUGGUUUAUACUGUUGAUCAAAGAUUGUUUGUAUAUUGAGCGAUAAAAAUGAGGUGUAUAUUAUUCUUUUUAAUUGUUUUUAAUUUUUGGAGAACAUUUAUUGUAAUAUACUGUUGUAUCUGGGGGCAGAAGAAAUCACAGUGGCUAGCUUGUAGGGUUUUUAGCCAGAGAAGAACUUAUGUUAAGGUUUCUUUACUGAUGGACAUAGAAUUUUGUAAAAGUUGUCACCUUGGGGAUUUAUCCAGAGCUUAGCAAAGGUAAUAACAGGACCCUUUCCUCUCUCCAAGACUCUUUGGAUCUCUCUCCAUGCUCCACGCUAGAGUUUCAAACUGUGAGCUAUGAAACAGUUAACAAUUCUGACCAUUGCAAGUGCAAUAUGAAAGCCCAGGUGCUGUUUAUCAAGGCACUAAUAAAAGCUGCUCUUUUGAAAUACGUGGCAGGUUCUCACUGCAGUUUUAUGACGAACAGAAGCACAGUCAACACAAUCCCUCAAGUUCAGAUCCACGUGACAUUUGGAUUAUAAGGCCAUUCUUUGGCCAUCUGUGAAUUGUAUAAUUGUGAGUUGUGCAACAGCAACACAGCAGGACUCCUUGAUAAGGAAAUGCAAAGUCACACUCCUGCAAAACGUAGAUUCUACCAUUAGAAGCAAAGGAGUACAUGGGAAAGCUAUGAACUUUUAACUUUAAUGCAGUAUAGGAAAGAUGUGUGGAAGAACAGUUGUACUACACUAGCAAGAAAGAGAAAUUCUGUGAGCAAAGCCAGUCAAGUGAAGCCCAAGGGUCCCCUGAGUGUUCAUGUUUAAUAAUCUAACAGGUGGGAUUCAUAGCAGACAAAGAAGGAAUUACGGGGUCCUAAACGUAGUUGAGAUUUCUGUGAAGUGUUUGGGAGGAAAAGAAGUGUUAUCUCUCUGUGCUCUAGAAGCACAAUACAUUGGGUUGACAACACAGUAGAGAGAGGAGCUGGAACUGUCAGUACACAUUCAGCCUGGAUAAGUCCCUAGUAUCGUGAUUAGUAAAGUAAAUCUUUUUUGUCUUUAUAGAUGAACUUUGUACACAGAAAAAAAGCCACUACCGCACCUUUCUCAUUUUCAUCUUUCCAUCCAGUCCCUUCCUAUACGUAGGCUGCAUGCUUUACCAACUCAACUUAUUUUAUGCAGAAACGAUGUAGUCUUAAUCUCCAUAUUACCGGUUCUCAGAAAUGUCUAAUGCGUAUUAAUGCAUGAUAUUUUUAUUUUAAUAAAAGUAAUUAAAUACA
Molecule: messenger RNA, 11246 nt
Organism: Dromaius novaehollandiae (emu)
Lineage: Eukaryota; Metazoa; Chordata; Aves; Casuariiformes; Dromaiidae
Gene: EGFR
Product: epidermal growth factor receptor
Exons: 28
Coding region: 16-3693 (1225 amino acids)
Biological process (GO): cell surface receptor protein tyrosine kinase signaling pathway; positive regulation of kinase activity; positive regulation of epithelial cell proliferation
Cellular component (GO): signaling receptor complex; plasma membrane; basal plasma membrane
Molecular function (GO): epidermal growth factor receptor activity; ATP binding; epidermal growth factor binding
Source: RefSeq, a predicted model, not a curated record